AUGUCCGCCGCAAAGACAAAGGCCCAGAAGAUCAUCGACGACAACAGUGUCGUCGUCUUCUCCAAAUCCUACUGUCCAUAUUGUCGCGCCAGUAAAGCCCUACUAAACGAGAAGCACGCAAAGUACUUCUUGUUGGAAUUGGACGAAGUUGAGGAUGGCGCUGCUCUCCAAGACGCCCUCGAAGAAAUCACAGGCCAGCGCAGUGUGCCUAAUAUUUUCAUCUCUCAAAAACACAUCGGUGGCAACUCCGACCUCCAGGCUAAGAAGGGCCAGCUGGACGACCUCCUAAGGAGUGCUGGCGCCAUUGAGGCAUAG
This is a messenger RNA of Exophiala bonariae, 315 nucleotides long. RefSeq lists its product as uncharacterized. Bases 1 to 315 code for a protein of 104 amino acids. Gene Ontology annotation, biological process: cellular response to oxidative stress. The record is from RefSeq and is a predicted model, not a curated record. Gene Ontology annotation, cellular component: cytoplasm; nucleus. The transcript is spliced from 2 exons. Gene Ontology annotation, molecular function: glutathione disulfide oxidoreductase activity. NCBI's taxonomy places the organism in Eukaryota, Fungi, Ascomycota, Eurotiomycetes, Chaetothyriales, Herpotrichiellaceae.